CAGUGGUAACAAAGAUAACCAAAAUUGUGGGGGAAGAGCUUUCUCUUUUAGAUGCAUUGUAGUUUAUUCUGGUGUUUCAUCCAGCUCCUCCUCCUCAGUAUUAAUCUAACCAGUCUAUGCCGCUAGGCAAUAGACUAUGAAAUCGGACAUGACCGAUUGAUCGCUGAGCAUUGAUUUGCAUGGAAACUAAUGGAAUGUAAAGAAAACACAAGAAUCCAGAGCUGCGUGAAGGGGCUGUUAGUUCAUUUUGUAAAAUAAACCCAGUUUACCAAUCGGUGAGGAAAAGAGGUUGAAUGUGCUUGGAUCCAGAAUGAAAUUAGCAGCAGCAUUGCAAGGCAGCGAAGUAUAUGUGAAGCCUCAAGGCAUGCUUUGGUCAGACUAAAAUAAUUGCAUGAUAACUCUGGCUAGAGGCGUUGUCCUGUUACGAGCCAGCCGAUCAAACUCUCUGCCUGCGUACUUUGGACUCGUUGAUUCUAGCAGCCACAGAAUGGUAGAAUUAGAGUCACCGCGUCAACCUUUUAAAGAAUAUUUGAAUUGCGCUAAUGAGGGGGGGAAACUGCUGAAGGAUGCUUCAUGGCAAAUACGAUAAUUUUCAGGGCCUGAUUUGUUUAUAAUACUCCAAGAGACUUAGGAGCAAGGGAGUUACCAUAAAGAGAUGAACCCAUGACUAUGGGGGACUGGAACCUGCUGGGCAGUAUCCUAGAAGAAGUUCACAUCCAUUCCACCAUCGUGGGCAAAAUUUGGCUCACCAUCCUUUUCAUAUUCCGGAUGUUGGUUCUCGGUGUUGCUGCUGAAGAUGUCUGGGAUGAUGAGCAAGCAGAGUUCAUCUGCAACACCGAGCAGCCCGGUUGCAGCAACAUCUGUUACGACAAAGCUUUUCCCAUCUCUCUGAUCCGUUAUUGGGUGCUACAAGUGAUAUUUGUCUCAUCCCCUUCCCUGGUUUACAUGGGGCAUGCACUUUACAGACUUCGGGCCCUCGAGAAAGAGAGGCAACGGAAGAAAGCCUACCUCAAAGCCCAGCUAGAGGAGAUCGAGCCUACAAUAGAAGAUCAUCGGAGGAUAGAAAGAGAGCUGAGAAAGUUAGAAGAACAAAAGAAAGUCAACAAGGCACCCUUGAGAGGAGCCUUGCUAUGUACCUAUAUCCUGCAUAUCUUGACCCGAUCAGUCUUAGAAGUAGGCUUUAUGGUGGGUCAAUAUCUUUUAUAUGGCUUUCAGAUGUAUCCGCUGUAUAAAUGUACCCGUCCCCCUUGUCCUAACACAGUGGAUUGUUUUGUAUCCAGACCAACUGAGAAGACCAUCUUCAUGGUUUUCAUGCACACCAUUGCAGCUGUUUCUCUCUUUUUGAAUGUUCUGGAGAUCUUCCAUCUGGGGAUUAAGAAGAUUAAAAAUACUCUUUGUGGGAGGCUAAAGGAGGAUCUUGUAGCUCCUGAUGAAGAUGCUAACUUUUCCAACUCUAAGAAAAACUCAGUAAUACAACAGGUUUGCAUCAUGUCAAACUCAUCUCCCCAAAGCAGUUUUAAAUUUAUGUCAGAGCAACAAGGAGGGCUGCCAUCUUACUUGAAUCCAGAAGAUGGAUACAAUCCUGCAGGACAGAAUCAAAAUGUAGAGUCACAGUGGUGUAGCAACCAAAGAAGUAGGUCCAGUCAGCACCAGGACCAAAUCCACCAGGCCUACAGACAUCUCGAUCAUCCCAAUGAAGGUAACCAGCAACAUAAUAGACAUCUCCCUAGACACCCCCCAAACCUUAUGCCUCAUCGACAUGACCACCAACAUCAAAAUGGAUCUUCCAGCAGUGAGGAUAUGCAGAAGGCACCACAGCAGGGAGCAAACAACUAUCGAAAAAAUGAACAACAUGUAGUGGAACAUUCCAAGGCUUCUCAACAUGGCACAAAAGCUCCUGUUGUCUCCAGUCAUACGGAGAGCCCACAAGCUGUUCUUCGGAAGCAAAACCGGGUGGCGGCUUGCAAGGACUUGGGAGAUGAUCGUUGUGAUUCUCCAGAUAGUGGGCCUUAUCAGAACCGUAAGUCAAGUUUUUUGUCCAGGGUACUGUCCCAGAGCCACUUGGACACCGACUCAGAGACUUCAGACUCACGGAAUGGCUCUGGUUCAGAUGCUAAACGCAGAGGUGACAGCAGUCCUCCCAACACACCGCCUCUUUCUUCCACUACUGGACGCAGAAUGUCAAUGGCAAGUAGACCCAAGCGGCCUUCCUACUAUACCCUGCUAGUGUGAGUUAUUGAUCCUUAG
This is a messenger RNA of Anolis sagrei ordinatus, 2247 nucleotides long. It is a transcript of the gene GJA10, whose product is annotated as gap junction protein alpha 10. Gene Ontology annotation, cellular component: connexin complex. Gene Ontology annotation, molecular function: gap junction channel activity. Gene Ontology annotation, biological process: cell-cell signaling. The record is from RefSeq and is a predicted model, not a curated record. Lineage: Eukaryota; Metazoa; Chordata; Lepidosauria; Squamata; Anolidae.